Messenger RNA from Trichosporon asahii var. asahii CBS 2479, 1134 nucleotides. RefSeq lists its product as uncharacterized. NCBI's taxonomy places the organism in Eukaryota, Fungi, Basidiomycota, Tremellomycetes, Trichosporonales, Trichosporonaceae. The transcript is spliced from 4 exons. The record is from RefSeq and is a predicted model, not a curated record. Bases 1 to 1134 code for a protein of 377 amino acids.
AUGCCGCUCGCACGAACCCCUCCAAGGGGUACAGGCAACGUCAACCACCGCGCCCAUACGUUUUCCCCUUCCCAGGCGUACCCCGAUGGCGUCCCUCCAACUGAACCGGCUCCGAUUUCAAGAGGAGGAGGUCUCGCGCGAACACCUCCACCAGGAGCACCGCAACCGCAACCGACAUCUCGCGGAAAGGAGAAGCAACACGAAGGCAUGGAUGUCGAGGAGGAGCGGCCAUCGGAGCGAAGACGAUCGAGGCGUUCGAUUGCGCAACCGGAUCCCCCGGAACAGCCCGAGGAAGUGUCGGACGAGGACGACAGAGAAGAACCGAAGGUCGAGGAGGACGACCGGGAAGGCGAGGAAGACACACAGGAUGAUCGACCAGGGGAAGCCGAAGUCGCGGUCGAGAUAGAGGUGGAAGAGGACGUAGAGGUGCACGCUCCUCCGCAUACCCCGCCGCCGCAACGCGCUCCUUCACAACCAGCCGUGACGCCAGGUCGCACCCCUCGAGCGCCGCGGGCAUCAUAUCACCCCGCCGAUCCACUGUCGCCUGACGACCCCUCCGAAUCCACGCGGACCCCUCGGACACCGCGUGACCGGCGCAUGAGCCGCGCGCGCACCCCAGCCGAGGUCGUCAGCGAGCCCCCCGUGCCGAUCCGCGACACAGACGAGGCAGAGUACGGCAAGUACUACGAAACGCUGUCUCGAGCGCUGCGGAUCAACACAAUCGACAAGGGGCUGAGCAAGUUGACUCGUGCUAUCCAUUGCUCUCGGAGGAGAAGCCAGAGUCGAUCCGCGACGUCUGGACCAACAUGCUGUACCAGCUCCGGACGGACAGUCUUGGUACCGAAACGACUGCGCACGCUCGCGCAGGUCGUCGACGAGGCGAACGCGUGGAAGGAGUCGUCGUCCGAGGGCCGGCCAGAUGCUUGGCGACCAGACUUGACGCCGUUCACGAUCUCGACAGGCACCAACCUGGAAGUGUACGACCAGUCGUGGGCCGAGCUGCGUGAGGAGUAUCUCGCGCUCACGAAGGAGUGCGGCGAGCGCAUGAAGACGAUCCAGGAGAAGCGCGAGCGGCUCGCCAACGUCGACAACGGCGUCAGCGACAGUGUCGUCGAGCUGGCCAAGGUGAGUUGA